UUUUAUUUUUAGCUUUACAUCAAUUUCAAAGGUAAAGUUGUUCUUUCAGUUUUUCCAAUUCCCAGCAUCCAUUUCAUACCAAAAACCAAAACAAGUCAACAACAAAUCACACUUGAAACUUGUCAGUGAAGCUUGAUUCGUGUUAUGCUUCUGGGUUUGCAAGGGAAUGGUGGAAGAGUGAGAGAUAGAGAAAGAGAGAAGAACGAUGGUGCUGAGGAAAGUGGGCAAGUACGAAAUUGGGAGAACCAUUGGGGAAGGAACCUUCGCGAAGGUGAAGUUCGCUCAGAACACUGAAACUGGCGAGAGUGUCGCCAUGAAGGUGCUUGAUCGCAACACCAUCAUCAAGCACAACAUGGUCGACCAGAUCAAAAGGGAGAUUUCCAUUAUGAAGCUAGUUAGACAUCCUUAUGUUGUUCGUCUCUAUGAGGUUCUUGCGAGCCGAACGAAAAUUUAUAUCAUAUUGGAGUUCAUUACUGGUGGUGAAUUGUUUGAUAAAAUUAUACGUCAUGGGCGUCUUAGUGAAGCUGAGUCUAGAAGAUAUUUCCAGCAGUUGAUUGAUGGUGUAGAUUAUUGCCACAGUAAGGGAGUUUAUCAUAGAGAUUUGAAGCCGGAAAAUCUUUUACUUGAUUCACUUGGAAAUAUAAAGAUUUCCGAUUUUGGAUUGAGCGCAUUGCCUGAACAGGGAGUGAGUAUCCUUCGGACAACUUGUGGGACUCCAAACUAUGUAGCUCCUGAGGUACUCAGUCACAAGGGUUACAAUGGUGCUGUUGCAGAUGUUUGGUCCUGUGGGGUUAUCCUCUAUGUCCUAUUGGUUGGAUAUCUUCCCUUUGAUGAGCUCGAUCUAACCUCCUUAUACAGUAAGAUUGAGAAAGCAGAGUAUUCAUGCCCUCCUGGGUUUCCCGUGGGUGCAAAAACAUUGAUACAUAAAAUUUUGGACCCAAAUCCUGAAACUCGUAUAACCAUUGAACAAAUACGAAAUGAUGAAUGGUUUCAGAGAGGCUAUGUUCCUGUCAGUCUUCUCGAGUAUGAGGAUGUAAAUCUGGAUGAUGUAAAUGCUGUUUUUGAUGAUGCCGAGGAACAGAGGGCUAAUCAACAGUGUGAUCAUGAGGACAUGGGUCCUUUAAUGCUAAAUGCAUUUGACUUGAUAAUUCUAUCUCAAGGCUUAAACCUUGCAGCAAUCUUUGACCGUGGACAGGACUCUAUGAAGUACCAAACCCGCUUUAUCACUCAAAAGCCAGCAAAGGUGGUUUUGUCUAGUAUGGAAGUUGUGGCACAAUCAAUGGGAUUUAAGACGCAUAUUCGCAACUACAAGAUGAGGGUAGAGGGUCUUUCAGCGAAAAAAACUUCUCAUUUCUCGGUUAUGCUUGAAAUUUUUGAAGUGGCUCCCACAUUUUACAUGGUGGACAUUCAGAAAGCAGCUGGAGAUGCAGGUGAAUACCUCAAGUUUUACAAGAACUUUUGUGGCAAUCUGGAGGAUAUAAUCUGGAAACCGCCUCAUGAAUCAACCAAAUCAAAGGUCUCCAAGACUAGAAGCAAAAGGCGCUCAAGAUAGCUUCUGCUUCUUAGCAUAUUGAAAGAGUAAAAAAGGAAACAAAAAUACACACUUAAGGAACAUUGCCCUGGCCCCAACCUUCAUCGUACCUUCAAACCCGCCCAAGUCCAAAUUCAAAAGAGGGUAAAGUGAGUAUAUGUUUAUACAUAUAUAUCAUCUUGUAUGUUUGUUGUAUGUAAUUCUAUAGCUUUGGUUUGUCAAUUCUUCCACUAAAAUUUAUCCUGCAUCUCUUAGUGUGUGUUUGAAUGUUAGUUGAGUGCAAUGAGAAUUGACUUUCAUCCCAAUCAAUAGGAAGACUUCCAUUCACUUUUUCUAAGUGAGUGCUAAAA
Messenger RNA from Lotus japonicus, 1881 nucleotides. Its product is annotated as CBL-interacting serine/threonine-protein kinase 8-like. The coding region runs from base 206 to 1552 and encodes 448 amino acids. Gene Ontology annotation, molecular function: ATP binding; protein kinase activity. Lineage: Eukaryota; Viridiplantae; Streptophyta; Magnoliopsida; Fabales; Fabaceae. Gene Ontology annotation, biological process: protein phosphorylation; signal transduction. The transcript is spliced from 14 exons. The record is from RefSeq and is a predicted model, not a curated record.